Messenger RNA from Thalassophryne amazonica, 4915 nucleotides. RefSeq names its product formin-2. The transcript is spliced from 17 exons. Gene Ontology annotation, molecular function: microtubule binding. Gene Ontology annotation, cellular component: endoplasmic reticulum membrane; actin filament; cytoplasm. Gene Ontology annotation, biological process: actin nucleation; intracellular transport. Lineage: Eukaryota; Metazoa; Chordata; Actinopteri; Batrachoidiformes; Batrachoididae. The coding region runs from base 41 to 4399 and encodes 1452 amino acids. The record is from RefSeq and is a predicted model, not a curated record.
CAUAUCCUGUCUGGACUGUAAGCGUGCUGUAGUGUUCAGGAUGCAGACUAUUAAGACAGUGGAAGCCCAAGUGCCAUUUCUCAAAGAGAGUUUCUUCACGCCCACUUUCAUAGACAGACGCAAAAGCAGAAUCACCAGCAUCCUGCGGAGACAACAGCACUCGGAUCACCUUUCACCACUGUCCCCUUCACAUCCGCAGCAGCAGCAGCAGUGUCCUACACAACUGCUUACACCUUCAGUUAAAAAUAAACAAGGGCAAGGCACUCCUGUGCAUCGUCUACUCAGUCGCUCCACCAGCAGCCCAUUAUGCAAUGCAGCAGAGCAUGCAGGAGCAGAUGGGGAGAAAAAGGAGGGGCAAAAAGAGAGGAAGGAUGAGAGUGUGCGAGGGAGGAGGGCAGAGAGCGGUAGUGAACCCGCAGCUGUCAGUGCCAGUCUCCUCCUCCUUUCAUCAGCAACAUCAACAGCAUGGGCAGAGGCAGCAUCACCCUCAAAGCCGGCUGGAGCAGCAGCGGGCAGACAGCAGAGAUUAGGCAGCGCUGAAAGGGUUCUGACCAGCAAGCAACCAGCAUCAGGCCUGGAGGAAGCCCGGCCUCGUACACAACAUGGCCUGAUAGCCAAGGGGGUUCAUCUUCUUAGGAACAUGGGGAACCAGGAGACAAAGCAGAAGAAUGCAGCAACAAGUAGCAGAGUGGCUGGAGAUGUCCCAGGUGACGAUGAUGCUGACGACAGGAAAGCGGACAAGAAAUGUAAGACAAGCAAGGGGGGAGAGGAAAAUGGAGCGAAGAAGAAAUCAAAGUCAGAGCCUAAGAGUUCUGUGUUUUCUGGCAUGAGACUCAAGAAGCAUUUAUCCAAGGCAAAGGGGUUGUCUAAAGAGGACAUCUUGGAAGAUGGAAGAUCUGCAGGCUUUGCCAAAGCAGGGAACAAAUCCAAUGUGGAAUUGAGUCCAUCAGCUGAUGAGGUGGGUGUGACAUCAGAUUUGGAGGGAGAUCUAAGCCAUUUGACUACAGACAGCCACCAGUCAACAAUGAACGAAACUCAGCGGAAGGUCAGCUCUGGUUCAGAUGCUGAUCUUUACAGUUUCCACUCAGCCACAGCUGAAAAUGAAGACCUGCUGUCUGACAUCCAGCAGGCCAUAAGAGAGCAAUGCACAGCCAGUGAUAGGGUUCUUCAAACAGCCAUUAGCAAUGUUUCUGAGGGCAAUAAAUCUCCGGAAAAGGUAAUACCUCAUCAGUUAAACUUGGAUAAGCCGGGGUCCUUGAGUGAGAGUGGUCCAUCUUCACCCCCAGACACAGAGAUGAGCAGUGGUAGCAUUUUCCCCAACACCAACAGCACCUAUAGCUUCCCUGAAACGAUUGCCACCAGCACCUCCUAUGAGAGUGCUGAAGAAGCUCGAGAUGACAUGGAGAGCCCAGUUUUACCCCCAACGGCGGGCAAUGAUGACAGUACUGUGCAGACCACAAGAGCAUGUAAGGAGUUUAUCUUCAAUCCUGUCGGGUCUUGUAAAAGUGAGAGCAUCACGGACCUGUCCACGGAGGAGGAGGAAGGGGACAAAGUAAGAUGGGACAGAAAGAGCAGCUUGUCCACUAAUCAGCUCACAGAAAGCCCCUCGAAUUAUUUUCCAAGGCGUGGAUCCUCCAGCAACUCUACUGUCAAACUCUACCCUCCAGUCCACCCAUCAUAUAUCAAGACUACCACCAGGCAACUGACUUCUCCAAUUGGGUCUCCCUUCACCAGCCCCAAUGUAGCCAGGAAAACUGAUUACUUUAGUGAUUCACUUGGAUCCAGUAGGAUCAUGGGAUUUAGGCAGCGCAAGCAGAGGUCUUGCUCCAUUGGAGGGCCCAUCAGUGACUCUGCAGACUGGUCCAAAGAGCUGGAUGAGUUCAGGGCCACUCACAGAUGUGAAGCCAACUGUCAGCAGCAGGAGACACCAGAAAAGGGUCAUACAAGUGGGACGUACUGGACACUCGGAUCUAGAAGAGCAUAUUAUGGACGCCGAGUCUCAAGUGCUGCACCCCCGUACCUGGAUGUCUUCUCUGGUUGCACUCUGCUGGAGAGGAUUUGCAUUCAGCAGGGAAACAUGUCGACAGAAGACGAGGCAAAAGAAUUUUGUCACCGAAUGUUGGCUGUAGGUCUGUUGCAGCCCUUCAGCGAAGGAGAUUUCAAAGACAGCUGCAUUUCUCCAACCACACCAGUGUUUAAUGCGGAGCAGCUCUAUACAUGGACGUCUUUAGGCCUGCCAGUGUCUUCCUACCUGUGGGAACUCUACGGGGGACGAACACCUGUCAAAGUUCAGCUUUGCAGAUCUCCGUUGAACCAGCCAUCAUUUAAGACUCCAGGAACUCUGCGAUGUCAGACAGAAUUCAGCGGGGUGAAAUCAGGGCAGAUGUCCUCAGAUGAUGGUUGUCUGGUACCUCAGCUGGAGAGGACCAUCGACAACCUGAAGAUGAAGAUUGCUACGCUGCAGAGCCAGGAGGCAUCCUCGGGAAAAAGCAGCAGGGACCAGGCUGGAGCUGUGAUCACUGCCAACCACAAAGCCUCGCAGGUUAGCCUGGAAAGGACGAAGCGGGAUAUAUCAGUCCAGACGUCACCUGUGAAGGACGGGAUUACGUUUGAUGUGCAAUCUGGUGGUCAUGCAGGCAGAGUGCCAUCUUGUCCCACACUUUCAGCCAUCAUGUCCAGACCCACAGAGUACUGCGUGUGCUCAUGCCAGCAGAGUGGUGUCCAUCCAGUUCCUCCACAACCACAGCCACCACCUCUCCUUCAGAUCUCUGUGGGUGUACCUCCUCCACCGCCACCACCACUGCCAACUUUAUCUGAAGUACGAUUCAGUCCACCCCCGCCACCUCCACCUCCCCCAUUGCCUGAUUUCAAACCUCUACCCCCACCACCUCCACCUCCCCCAAUGCCUGGUUUAGGACCUCCACCACCACCUCCUCCUCCACCUCCAGGUAUGGGCCCACCACCUCCACCCCCUCUAACUAGACUGGGUUUUCCUCCUCCACCUCAACCACCAGCAUUUGGGGCCCCGCCACUGCCCCCAGGCCCCUUGCCCUCUAUGAUGGUGCAGGAAGCUGUUCCUGCCAAAGCUGUGAUGGAGCCCCCAAAGCCAAUGAAGCCACUCUACUGGACACGCAUCCAGCUGCAUGCAAAAAAGCACACCGGCUCACUGGUGUGGGAAAAAAUUGAAGAACCAAGUGUGGAUUUUGAAGAAUUUGUGGAGCUCUUUUCCAAAACUGCUGUCAAAGAGAAGAAAAAACCCAUUUCUGACACAAUAAGCAAGUCCAAAGUCAAGCAGGUGGUGAAACUUUUGAGCAACAAGCGAUCACAGGCGGUGGGGAUUCUAAUGUCCAGCAUUCAUCUUGAUAUGAAGGACAUCCAGAAUGCGGUCCUAAAUAUGGACAACACAAUUGUUGAUCUGGAGACUCUACAAGCUCUUUAUGAAAAUAGAGCUCAAGAGGAUGAGUUGCACAGCAUUAGAAAGCAUGUGAAGUCAGCAGGAGAGAAAGAGGAUGUCAAACCGCUGGACAAACCUGAACAGUUUCUAUUCCAGUUAUCGCAAAUCCCCAACUUCUCUGAACGGGUGUUCUGCAUCCUGUUUCAGUCAGCAUUCCAUGAAUGCAUCUCCUCAAUCCACCGUAAAAUCGAAAUCCUUCAGACAGUGUGCAAGACUCUGCAGAGCGGUAAGUGUGUAAUGCAGGUGCUCAGCCUGGUGUUGGCUUUUGGCAACUUUAUGAAUGGAGGCAAUCGGUCUCGAGGGCAGGCCGAUGGCUUCACCUUGGACAUUCUGCCAAAGCUCAAGGACGUUAAGAGCAGUGAUAACUCCCACAGUCUGUUGUCCUACGUUGUUGCUUACUAUCUAAGGCACUUUGAUGAGGAUGGGGGAAGAGAGUCCUGUGUCUAUUCUUUGCCUGAGCCCCACGACCUUUUUCAAGCAUCCCAGAUGAAGUUUGAGGACUUUCAGAAAGACCUCCACAAGCUGAAGAAAGACCUCAACGCAUGCUCAGCUGAGAUGGUGAAAGUUUGCAAGUUGUCCUCAGAAAAGAACUUGCAACCCUUUAAGGACAAGAUGGAUGAAUUUAUUUGCCAAGCUAAAACUGAACUGGAAACACAAGAGAAGCAGCUGGCAGAAACUCAGAAAAUGUUUUUUGAGCUGAGUGUGGCCUUUUCCGUUAAACCCAAAGCAGGUGAGAAAGAUGUUUCUCUCAACACUUUCUUCUCCAUUUGGCACGAGUUUUCCACGGAUUUUAAAGACCAAUGGAAGAAGCAGAACAAGCUGAUUUUACAGCAACGGGUCAAAAAGGCAGAGGAGUCCUACAAGCAGGCUAAGGAGAAGGCCCCCUUCACUGUCACUCCCAAACACGCAGCUGGAAUUAAAGCCAAGCUGAGUCAGAAGAUAUGAGUGAAACAUUGGAAAAACUAUCAUGGAGCCUGUUGCACAAGCGUCGUUUGUACAAUCUGACAUGACUUAUCUUCUGUUUUGUUUUUAACAUUUCUUUCUUUCUGGAAUAUUUGCAGUCAGAUGAUUUUACACAUUAUUUUGAGGGAGCCCAAAGUGGUUGAACUCUGCUUUCUUUAAAAAUGUAAAGAUGUAUGUAUUCACAGGAAGAAUCUGAAUGUACUUUCUAAAAUUAAAUUAAAUAGACCAAAAGAUGUCCUAAAACUGAGGUGAUGUGGUUGAACAUGCACAUCUUUAUCCCCCACUUAAAGGAUACAGCCUUCGCUCACUUGCACUACCAGGAUGUUAACUCUAAUGGACAAACCUCACCAAACAGGACGUCAUCCCAAUCAUCGAAGAUAAUUGAAUCUAAUCGUAACCUUAAUUUAAUCACGACUUUAUCAUAUAACCUAAAAACAGCAUUCUUCUCAAAAAAUAAAAAAAAACAAACCUCACAAACAUACAAAAAAAAAAAAAAAA